This is a messenger RNA of Microthlaspi erraticum, 2160 nucleotides long. Lineage: Eukaryota; Viridiplantae; Streptophyta; Magnoliopsida; Brassicales; Brassicaceae. The record is from the annotation of a GenBank genome assembly.
AUGGCAACGGUCACAACGGUAGAAUACUCUGUUCUCGUCAAUGGAAACCCACAAGGACGUAUUAAGCCUGAACGUGGAUUACGUCAAGGAGAUCCGUUAUCCCCUUAUCUCUACAUCUUAUGCGCAGACGUUCUAAGUCACAUGAUUGAUACAAAAACUCGACGUGGGGACAUUCGUGGAAUCAGAAUUGGCAAUGGAGUUCCGGCGGUUUCUCAUCUAUUAUUUGCAGAUGAUUCUCUGUUUUUCUGUCAGGCUAAUAACAGAAACUGCAAAGCACUCAAAGAUACGUUUAGAGUUUAUGAGGAGUGGUCUGGUCAACAAAUCAACCCAAUGAAGUCGACAAUCACGUUUGGUUCACGAAUCCCUGGGGAUCUACAGAACCGGUUAAAAGGCAUUCUUGGCAUCAACAAGCAAGGAGGAGGUGGCAAAUAUCUUGGAUUACCAGAGCAAUUUGGUAGAAAAAAGAAAGAGAUGUUUCAAUCUAUCAUCAAUAAAGUGGGACAAAAAACAUCGGAUUGGAGUGGGAAGUUCUUAUCAUAUGCAGGGAAAGAAGUGAUGAUCAAAUCGGUGGGAGUGGCAAUGCCAGUUUUCUCUAUGUCAUGCUUUAAACUUCCAGCGAACAUCACUGAUGAAAUUAGCUCUCUCCUAAUGCGUUUCUGGUGGGAUAAAGGAGAUAAGAAUAGAGGCAUCCCUUGGGUAGCUUGGAAAAGACUUCAGUUUUCAAAAAGAGAUGGUGGUUUAGGUUUCAGAGAUCUUCCAAGAUUUAAUGAUGCUCUUUUAGCUAAACAGGCAUGGAGAUUAUUAAAGCAUCCACAUACUCUAUUUGCUAGAUUGAUGAAAGCGCGUUAUUACAAAGACACUACGAUUCUCGAAGCAAAACAUCGGACAAAUGAAUCAUAUGGAUGGAGCUCUAUAGUGACAGGCUUAACGUUGUUAAAAAAAGGACUUAAAAAAGUGAUCGGAGAUGGAGAAACAACGAGAGUGUUUGGAGAUAAUUGGCUACCGUGUCAUCCACCCAAAACAGCAACUCGUCAUGCAGGACAAGAAGAUAUCUUCGUUAAAGAUUUGAUUGUGGAUUUUGGAAGCUCAAGAAAGUGGAAUAUGCAGAUGGUGGAAGAGACUCUUACUCCUGCAGACCAAAAUUUACUUCAGAGAAUAUACUUGCCACAAAAUAAGAAACAAGAUUGCACGGUGUGGGGCUAUGAUAAAUCUGGCGUUUAUACAGUUAAAAGCGGUUAUUGGCUUGCAUUUAGGAAGCAUCUUCAAGAUAAUCCUAACAUUCUUAUUCCUCACGGUGACCCGGUGUUAAAGGAGAAAAUUUGGAGACUACAGAUCAUGCCAAAGAUAAAACACUUUUACUGGAGAGUUCUGUCACAAGCAAUACCUACAGCUACUAGAUUGAUCUCGCGUGGAAUGAACAUUGAUAGAACCUGUCAACGGUGUUGUGCUGCAGAUGAAACAAUUAAUCAUACACUUUUCUCAUGUCCACACUCGGUAAUGGUUUGGAGAAUAUGCAAUCUUCCCUGGCAACCUCUGAAUCUGCAUGAUGAUAAUUGUGAUGAACAAGUAUCUAAGCUGCUAGAAUUACAAAAUAUGAGAGGCUUAACUGAUUUUCAGAAACUCUUCCCAUUGUGGCUGGCUUGGCGCAUAUGGAAAUCACGUUGUCGUUUAAUUUUCAGAAAAGAGGUUACGCUACCACAUCUUAUUGUUCAACAAGCUCAGGGAGAUGUCUUGGAAUGGUUAAAAUCACGAGAUACUUUACAUUCUCAAGCUGCGGGAUCUGGAAAUAAUGGAAGUGGAUCAUUGACAAGGAAUCUAACAUGGCAACGGCCUACUCUGGGUUUUCAUAAGUGUAAUUUCGAUGCAAGUUUUAAUCUGCAUUCAAAUCUUUCGAUGGCCGGAUGGAUAGUGAGAGAUCAUGCAGGCGUAGCUCUCUCUUGGGGAACAACUAAUUUAGGUUUGUCAUCUUCAUCUUUAGAGGCAGAAGCAAAGGCUCUUCUCAUUGCAAUGCAACAAGCAUGGAGUUUGGGUUUGGAUCAUGUUAUUUUUGAAGGAGAUUGUAAGAUUCUUAUUGAUAAAACUACCAAUCUCGUCUUUGUCAGAUUCAUUGAUUUAAAUGGGAUUGGGAUUCUGCAUGCCGAACCAGCGGUGUAUCGAUGA